Molecule: messenger RNA, 1907 nt
Organism: Jatropha curcas
Lineage: Eukaryota; Viridiplantae; Streptophyta; Magnoliopsida; Malpighiales; Euphorbiaceae
Product: VQ motif-containing protein
Source: RefSeq, a predicted model, not a curated record
UCACAUGGCUACCCCACCUCUAUCUUUUGAGACAGAAACCGCAAGCAGAAUUAACCAAACCAGCCUAAGAGCUUAAAGACUAGUAGAGCUCUCUUUCAUAUAACAAAGCCCAUCUCUCUCUCUCUCUCGUUCUCUGUCUUUUUCCUCUCUUGAACAAAACUGAAAAAACCCUAAUUUUCAUAUUUGAAGCAAAAAAACAAAAGGAAACAGAAACCCAAAUUGUUAAUUUUCCAUUUUUAUUUCUUUCUUUCUCUGCAACCAUCAAUUUCAUUUCAUGGUCCGUGGGCUGUUUAUUCUGUUCUUUACAAAUACCCUUUUGUCUAAAGACAAGGUUAAAGCUAUAACCAAACCAAACGCUGUCUUCUCCUUUGCAGAUCAGAGCUUUAAAGACAACUUUGGUGGAAGUAUGCAAUCUUCAAGUGGUGGAGACGAGGAGUAUGAUUCACGCGCCGAGUCAAUCUCAGUUUUCUUGAACAAUAAUAACAACCCAUUAACCCAUGUUGGUCCCAUGUCUAACCCACCACCACCACCACCACCGGCAGACCACCACCACCACCAAACCCACCACUCUUCUUCAUCAUCAACCAUGUUUGACCCUUUAUCAAAUUACUUCGACCCUUCAUCAUCAUCAACUAGAUCACUACCUUCCCAACUCACAAACCCAUUUCUUAACCUUGAUAUGGUCUGGUCUAAAAAUUUAAGAUCUGAAACCAACUGCACUGAUCUUUCUGCUUUAAUAGACUCAUCUUCUCCAACCCAGCAAUUUCUCACCAACCAAUCACAAAAUAAACCUCAUUUUCCUUCAGUUCAAAUCCCUCAACCCUCAGAAACUACACUAAGACCUUCUGCUUCCACAUCUACCGAUCAAACCACCACCAAUAUUGGUCGUAAUCCAAAAAAAAGAUCCAGAGCAUCUAGACGUGCACCAACUACUGUUUUAACUACCGAUACAACUAAUUUCCGAGCCAUGGUUCAAGAAUUCACUGGAAUUCCUGCACCUCCUUUUACUUCGACGUCGUUUCAAAGAACUAGACUUGAUCUAUUUGGCACUUCUUCUUUAAGAUCAGCUUCUACCCAUUUUGACCCUUCGCCGUCUCCUAAUUACCUUUUAAGACCUGCCGCACAGAAAAUUCAAACACCUUUUUCAUCUUCUUCAUCAACUAACAACAACACUUGUUCUCAUUCGCCGCAGAAUAUUAACACUAAUCUCCUAGACAUAAAUUUGCAAAACCCAAUUUUUAAUCUUCACUCUCUUCUACCUAAAUACCCACUUGGAAAUUCUUCCAUUAUUGGCUCCACUAAACCGCAACAAGAAAUGGGAGUUAUACAAGAGUUCGGUUUAAGCCAUGGGCAUGGCCAUGUGACUAGUCCUACAAACCUUACAGGGCUUCAAAAUAUAGUGACAUCACCUGAUGCAACAUUGAGAAGAAAUGACAACUGGGGAGGAGAUGGCGUGAUCAGCCUUGGCAGCGGCGGCCGGGGUGGCGGGUCAAAUAACGAGAGUGAUCAACAAGGGCUGUUAAGGUCUAUUAAUGGCAAUUACAGUAAUAACUCUGCAAGAGUUAGUAACAGUGAUAAAGGAACAGAGAUUAAUGUGGCAACAAGAAGUGAAGGUAUGGUGGAAUCAUGGAUUUGUUCUUCAGACUAGUUAUAUUAAAUCAUAAUCACUAAUAUUAUUACUACUAUUAUGAUUAUUAUCAAGAAAGUUUUAUCAUAAUUAGACCAUCACAAAGAGAAUGAAAAGAAAAGAAAUGAUGGUGAGUAUCUUUGAUGCAUGAAAGAGAAGAAUAUUUUUUCUGUCUCUCCAUCUUAACCAUGACUUUCAACAUAAUUAUAUGAACAUUGUUUUGUCAUUAUUACUAUUUUUUUUUUCUUUCAAUUAAUGUAAAUAAUAUAUAGUUUCUCUA